AUGUUUGUUACCAACAUGGACCACUUCAACGCAACUGUCCUUAAUGGGAAUCUUGUCUCGAUGCGGAGGGGACUGCAAGUCUGCAAGACAAAACACCAGGGCAUCCAGUUUAUCAAUACCUCCGCCGCUUCAGACGACGCCUCGAAUCCGAACGGUGCCAACUCUGCGGACCUCUCCCGGCCGCUAGAGCGGCGGAUGAAGUUUGUCGGCCAGCCGAAAGAGCCGCGGAAGGGCGGAUCGAAACACGGCAAGGGCUCGGCACAAGGUUCACAACACGACACAGAGCCUCGAGAACGAAGGGGGAGGUCGCCAAAAGAGCCCCAGGAGUCCGUCUUCUCCUGGGAGUCUUCCACGAGAGGGUCUCCCGAGAAUGACGUAUUCUAUCCUGCCAGAUUCGAUGAGGCUUCUCGCAUACCCCGAAGCCCUAUUCCCUGGCUGAACUCGUGGAUGGGGAAACUGUCUGAGAACGAACAGCGUCUCGUCCACCUCUAUCUCAGAAUCGUCCCGACAAAGAUGUACCCGUACGAGCAGAUCCUGGAGCACAACCCCGUUCGUAGUUCUGCGUUUCUGGAGAAACUCAAAUCCAGCGAUACCAGCCUCAGCUGCGUCAUCAUGACGGCGAGCAACGCCGAGACGUUCCUCAGAGGCGAGUGGGCAUCUCCCGAACUUCUGUACUACGUUUCCAAGGUCUGCAGCCUCGUCAACGGCAGGCUGUCGGACCGCACGAUGAAGAGGGAAUUCGAUCAGGGAAUCCUCGAGUGUGUGGCCUCGAUGGCCAUGACGGGAUGGAACGUGGGGAGAUACGAUCACUGGCAUCUCCAUAUGAAGGGUCUCAAGCAGCUUAUCGAACUAGAGGGGGGCAUGAAGAGGGAAUGGGGCUAUCUCCUGAACAAAAUCAGAAGGGCCGACGUGCAAGGGGCUGCCCACCUAGGUCUCCUGCCAUAUCUCGACUAUCCCAGGUUUUUUGAGGCUCCAACGAACGCGUUGCCUUACCAGCUGCGCUCACGAAUCGUCGAAGAAGUAUCCGCAGUUCUUACCCCUUGCAGAAUGCAGCUGUAUCUCGUUAAUGCAAUCGCAUCCGCAUCUCUUUUUGCCGGUAUCCUGCGGAUGGCUUUUGUGAGCCCCAACAGGGAGGUGUUGCUUCAUCCCGAGGCCUUCAUUGAGGAGUGGCUAUGGUGCGAGUACCAGCUUGUCUGGUGCUCCGGGCCUCUACGCUCCGACUGCGAAAACACCACACUUGGAGAGCCCGAUGAGCUAACCACCGCCGCGGACCUGGGCAGCUCAGACGCGGUCGCGGCGGCCAUGGUACGAAACCUGCACACGAUAAAGCCCAUUCCAUCCCCAGCAGACAACCUCCUGGAGCCAGCGCUGCGUACUGCUGCGCUCGUUUACCUCGAGAUUCUGGUCCCAGACGAGCCGCGCAACCCGAUGUCUCACGCGGUACCCCUAAACCUCCUUUCCGCCUCGGUACGCAAGAUCGUACAGAAACUACAAGAACGACAGUCACGAAAGGGACGACCCUGGGAAGAUGAUGACGACGACGAUGAAGACAACGAUGGUCUGCCUCACACAGACGCUCUCCGGCCGAUAAUGAUAUGGGUGUGUCUGGUGGGAUCCGUAGUCUCGAAGCUCUGCGAGAUGGACUUGGUCACGAUGGGUAUCGUAUUCGACCGCGGCUGCUACGGACAGUGUCUUUCGAUGCUCGUCGGUCCUGAACCAGAGCACGUCGACCUCCUCCCCGAACAAGAUCUUGCUCUAUGCAGACUCCUAGAUGCGAGAGGCAUGCGCCUCAGACAGCAAGACGAGCGGGUUCUCCUCAAAGAUCUCCUGAGAGAGCAUGCGUACGGGGUACCCCUGUUGGAUUUGGCAUACGUCUAA
This is a messenger RNA of Colletotrichum truncatum, 1878 nucleotides long. RefSeq lists its product as uncharacterized. The record is from RefSeq and is a predicted model, not a curated record. Lineage: Eukaryota; Fungi; Ascomycota; Sordariomycetes; Glomerellales; Glomerellaceae.